CCUCCAAAUCAUGUGAUUCAGGUGUUCCAAUCCCCUCCAAAUCAUGUGAUUCAGGUGUUCCAAUCCCCUCCAUAUCAUGUGAUUCAGGUGUUCCAAUCCCCUCCAAAUCAUGUGAUUCAGGUGUUCCAAUCCCCUCCAUAUCAUGUGAUUCAGGUGUUCCAAUCCCCUCCAUAUCAUGUGAUUCAGGUGUUCCAAUCCCCUCCCAAUCAUGUGAUUCAGGUGUUCCAAUCCCCUCUAUAUCAUGUGAUUCAGGUGUUCCAAUCCCCUCCCAAUCAUGUGAUUCAGGUGUUCCAAUCCCCUCCAUAUCAUGUGAUUCAGGUGUUCCAAUCCCCUCCCAAUCAUAGUCAAUAGCUAAAGACCUCCAAACUUGGUGUGGCCUUCAGAUGAGCCCAACAACAGUGCGUAGAGAGCUUCAUGGAAUGGGUUUCCAUGGC
This is a messenger RNA of Staurois parvus, 434 nucleotides long. The record is from the annotation of a GenBank genome assembly. Lineage: Eukaryota; Metazoa; Chordata; Amphibia; Anura; Ranidae.